CCUCUGAGCCUUAUAAGCUGGAUUUACACGCAGUUGUGAGCCACAGGAUGUGGGUGCUGGGAGUUGAACCAUUUUGCGCAAACGACCUGGCUACACCUCAGGGACAGGGUAUCAUAUAGCCCAGCCGGACCUUGAACUCCCUAUAUGCCCCAAGAUUGUCCUCAAACUUGUGAUCCUCCUGACGCCACCUCCCCAGAACUGGGAUUACAGUUAUGCACCACCAUACCUGUUUUAAUUCUUUUUCCCUUUCAGCUCAUUCUCAGCAGUGGAUCUUGAGAACUACUAUUUGUUGCUCUUUGGGAUCCCUCGCGCCCGGGCCGCUGCAGGUGUUCCUGGCGUGGAGCGCCUCUGGCACCUGCCCUGGCCCGGCCCCAGCCUCAGCCCCGGCCCCGCGCAGGCCCUGCUCUUCCGGCAUUUCAGGCGUGUAGCCGGCGGGGCUGCAGCUCGGGGUGCUUGAGAGUCACAGCCGGCGGGACGCACGAAGCAGGAUGGGCUGCAGGCACAGCCGACCCGGCCGCUGCAAGCGCGCGGAAAAGGUGGAAGAAACACAGACAGAACUCCUGGAGACACUGGACAAUGAGGGAAGGAUCCUGGAAGGAAGGCGUGAGGAAGCUGGGCAAGCCUUGCAGAUAUCAUGUGCACAGGAGAAAGACACUUCCAGUGUCUCCACCCAAGAGGUCAAAGCCCCGUUGCAGAACUCCUGCGCAAUGCCGGCCUCAUCACAGGAGGCCAGCCCAACCCAGACGAACGAGGAGGAAGGGUCCAUCCUUAGCCGACUCUAUAAGAACCACAUCCAGGAUUAUGGCAGCCCCGGCCCAUUCUGGGAGCAAGAGCUGGAGAGUUUGCACCAUGUCAUUGAGAUGAAGAAUGAGCGGAUUCACGAGCUGGAGAAGCAGCAGCUCCUCCUGGAGAUGCUGAAAGAAAAAAAUCUGAUAUUAGCACUGAAAAACACCACCCUGCGGCAGGAGGUUGAGGACCUGCGUUUCCAAGCUGGGAACAGGUUGACCGUGACAAGGCAGUUCCGCAAAGAUCUGCUUCAGGACCUGGAAAAGGAGUCACGGAACGGCCACUGCUGCAGCAGACGGAGGAGCCACUGAGCCUCUCCCUUCCUAGCCUGCCCUCUGCUGCACCUCAGCGGCCUCUGUCCUCAUCAUCCAGACACAGGGCCUGGGCCCACCAUGGCUCCCAGACUCCCCACUCCCUCCAAAGUCUGUGGAGAAGAGCCCAAGACUCCAUUCUUCUCCCAGGACGGACCAGGUGGGCAGGAGGAGAUGUGUAUAGGGCCACAACACUCAUGGUGGAGCUUGGGCCACCAGGAUCACCCAAGAAGUGCCUUCCCUUAGUUGGCCCAAGGAACAAGCAAGUAGAGUCGUGUCCAUCCCCCACCCCACCCCCGUCCUCACGAGGGCGUUCUCCCGUAGCAGCUGGUACCAUUUUGACCAUCUGACAAGGAAGGGGAAGCCCCCCGGCCCAGAUCAUCAGCUUUGCUGACAACUCACUGAUCCAUCAAGUUCUUAUUACCACACUCGUAAUUCUCACUCCGAGAAAAACUGCAAGAGACACCAUCCAAGAAAAAUCAAUACAGCAUUGUUUGUGUUGAGAUGGGGGGUCUCACCACCACGUAGCCUAACCUUGAACUCGAAACCACCAUGCCUCAGCCUCCUGCAUGCUGGGAACACGGGCAUGUGCCGCCUCAUCCAGCCAGAUAAAGAGUUGAAUUUGCUGUAGUGCUAAGCACUGUGAAUAUUUUUAAGCAUAUUUAUCUAAGGUCUUAAUGUGAAAGUGAAAUCUUUUUGUUAAAAAUAAAGCUAUAUUUUCAUGUUCUUU
Molecule: messenger RNA, 1827 nt
Organism: Peromyscus leucopus (white-footed mouse)
Lineage: Eukaryota; Metazoa; Chordata; Mammalia; Rodentia; Cricetidae
Gene: Ccdc69
Product: coiled-coil domain containing 69
Exons: 7
Coding region: 489-1097 (202 amino acids)
Cellular component (GO): nucleus; cytoplasm
Molecular function (GO): microtubule binding
Source: RefSeq, a predicted model, not a curated record